Molecule: messenger RNA, 1194 nt
Organism: Priceomyces carsonii
Lineage: Eukaryota; Fungi; Ascomycota; Pichiomycetes; Serinales; Debaryomycetaceae
Exons: 1
Coding region: 1-1194 (397 amino acids)
Source: RefSeq, a predicted model, not a curated record
AUGGAAAGACCGAUCUCUAAAUACUACUCAACUGUAAUAUCUCAGUCUCAAAAGUCAAUUAAUUCAAUACACAGUCUGAUAGGUAUAUCUUCUUUUCAGUAUCAAUUGAUUUGCUACUACCAACAGCUUUGUGAAUCAGAUUUUGUACCUCAUCUGAAUCCAAAGAUGAAUGCAUGGUUUUUUGACUCCCAGAGAUUAGGUUUCCAUUCUGAAUUAGUUCGUGAUUGCAUAUAUGCAAUAAGUACGAUGCAUCUAGAAAACCUUGAUUUCUAUGACCAGUUCAAAGGUAAAAGUGCAACUCUAGCGCCUGCAGCUUCCAAGUUUUUGACUAUACAUCAUCGUGUAUUUGAGCCUGAUCAGAUCAGAGGUUUUCAUCAGAGUAAAAAGCUUCACACACUAACGGUUCAAUAUUUUCUAGACUGUGUUAAAAAGACAAUUCAUAAUGUGAAUAACAUCAAAAAUGGUGAUGUACCAAGUUCUGGUUUUCAAGCUAUUGAAAUGUAUAUUUCAAGCUUAAUUAUUUUCAAUUUGUUGCUGCACCAUCAGACAAUGUUCCUUUCUUUAGUAUCUAAUGACCCAUCCCAAUCAAAUCUACUUUCAGUUUGCAUGGGAAUGAAACAUAUGCUAAGUCUUACAAUACUGAAAUUCCAGCAGACUAGUUUUGGUAUACUAUUUGAAGAGGAUAUGAAUUCGACUUCGAAUGUGUCCAAUUUGUGCAAUAGAAUUACUUUGACAGACCACCUUACUGCUUAUAGGCUCAAGCUAGAGGAGGAGGGUGAAAUUUCUCCUCAUGACUCCUUUAUAUAUGCCGAUGCUACGACGAAACUUAACAACCUAUUGUACAAUUUAAUUGUGCUGGAAAGCUCCUCUCUGAUAUGGGGAUGGAUCUUCCAGAUUCAUGACGAAUUUUACAUUCUUGCAAAGGAGAAGAAGGAAUAUUUCGCAUGCAAAAUAUUAUUUUAUUAUUGUUCAUUACGUAUUAUCGUCACAGGAAAAACAAGCUAUCAAGGCAAUACUUGGACAGAUUAUUGCUAUUGGUUCAAGAAAUAUAAUUUAUCUUAUUACGGUCGCUGGAGAGACUCUGAAGAUGAGUCUUUGUUUGAACUUGUUUUUCAGUACAAAUACGAAAUAAAAGAUUUGAGCACAUUUUUAGCUGCUAAUGAGUUGAAUUUUGAGGAAUUAACACUUGCUUAA